UUGCUUAGUGCACUCGUUUUCGUCACCCUAAGACUUCAUAGAGUUUUCUCAAGGAAAUGCGUUUAGGGGAGACUCUAGGUGCCAUUACACACGUGAGUGUAUCUCACUCGAUGGAAGGAGAUGUUAGCAACCUUUUGUUGACACUGUGAAAAGAUCUUGGUGUGUAACCAUGGCAAGAGCUUCGGUGAUCAAACUUCUCCUCCUCGUCAUCCUCACCUUCAUUCUUUGUCUCCCAGAGUUCUUCACUUUACACAAGGUGUUGAAAGUGAAUUUCCAAUGCCUUUCAUACCGACUCUGUGAAGAAAAAGGAAACCAGGUGAAGGAAUGGAGGAGUGGAGGACCAGGAAGUGCUGAAGAUGAGAGAGAAGAUCUUUGUGAUCCUUUUUCAACUUCAGUCCAUGAACGGUGGGAGCAGAUCUGUCAGCAGAAUAAUCAAAGCAGCUUAUUGGAUUUGGCACUUAAAUCGUGGAAUAGGGAUCCAAAAACCGGUUGGAUCAUGUGUGAAUCAGACAGAGAUAUGCAGGAGUUAUACCACAGCUCAUCCUCAGACGUGGAGUUACUUUUGGAGGCGUCGCUGGAACUUCAGCUCAGCCAAACAGAAAAUCUCUCUCUGACUUUGUACGGACAUAGUAAUCAGGACUCCUUACAACUCCAUCUUCCUGAAGAGAGAGGAGUUGAUGGAGGCGAUGAUGAAGGACAGAGGGAGGUUUUCCACUGCUGUCUCCCUCCGCUGCCCACGGCUAAAUCAGCCAAUCAAAGCCGCUGUCUCCUGUGGUUCGCCAAUCAAACUCUUUUGAAUGGAACAGCAAAGGAAAAGCUGCCAUGGAAACGGAUGCAGACAGAUGAAUGGCACUGUGUGUACCGGGCGGUUUGGUUGGCUCUUCUGUGUGUGGUUUUGCUCAUUUGCCUUAUAACCGUGAUUGGACAAAUCUCCUGGGUCACUAGAUUAAAAAAAAAACCCAAGGUGCAGCCAAGUCUUUACAGCACCACAGGUCUGCAAUUAAAUGGUGUUAAUCAGCAAACAAAAACCACAACCUUUACAGCCAUCAAACCACAUCAGUUUUUGCCUCUGUUUGGGUUGUCACCAAUUCCAGAAGAUAUCAGUCAAGAAGAUCUGUCAUAUGAAGAUGCUGACCUCAGCUACACAGGUAGGCUUCACUUUUUUUUUUUAAAUUUUACCUUAAAUUUAGACAUCUUUACUCAACAUGAACACAAUUUAAGAGAUCAUACAUACACAGCAAAAACAUAAUCUCAAGGAGGUAAAAGCCCCUUUUUGUUUCUCCUUUUCUUUUCUUGAAGAAAAAGAAAAUCUUAUGCUGAGAGAACACGUUUUUUUUCUUAAAAUAGUUAUUUUUGGUAAGAUAUUUUUUCUUACCACAUGGGCAGAUUGUUAUCUUUUGCUUAUUUAAAGAAAAUCUGCCAGUGGAGUGAGAAUUCUUACUUAUUUCUAGUACCUGAUUUGGCAGGGUUUGAAUUUUGCUGGAAAGAGAGGGAUUUAGUUUUGACAAUAAACUGAGGUUAUGCGUUUACCGGUACACUAAAUCUAUCAUAACAAGCAAGAUAAAUUAAAUAACUAAUCUAAAAUAAAUAAUGUAUUGCAAACAUUGAUUCGAUUUGCAUGU
Messenger RNA from Oryzias melastigma (Indian medaka), 1622 nucleotides. RefSeq lists its product as uncharacterized. The coding region runs from base 170 to 1249 and encodes 359 amino acids. The record is from RefSeq and is a predicted model, not a curated record. Lineage: Eukaryota; Metazoa; Chordata; Actinopteri; Beloniformes; Adrianichthyidae. The transcript is spliced from 9 exons.